Grosmannia clavigera kw1407 is the source of this 3003-nucleotide messenger RNA. Its product is annotated as DNA/RNA helicase. The transcript is spliced from 3 exons. The record is from RefSeq and is a predicted model, not a curated record. Gene Ontology annotation, molecular function: ATP binding; ATP-dependent chromatin remodeler activity. NCBI's taxonomy places the organism in Eukaryota, Fungi, Ascomycota, Sordariomycetes, Ophiostomatales, Ophiostomataceae. Bases 1 to 3003 code for a protein of 1000 amino acids.
AUGCCUUCUCAGGGCUCGCCCAUGCUAGCCAGGUCGGCAACGCAGCCACCGCAAACGCCCAUCAAUCUCGCCAAGCGAACUCUGCAGGAGGUCGAUCACUAUGGAGGGGUGCCACUCUACAAAAAACAGGCGAACUUGGCACCGCGGCUCUGGUUCACGCUGAGAGACCGCCAAUUUGAGCAAGCUGCAGAGAAUGAGCAGGAAACUGACCAGGGUCAUCCCAUCAUGCCCUCAAUUGAGAGUUCCCUGUCCGACCAACCGGAAAUGAUUAUCCCAAAGACAAAUAUACCGGUGGCGAAUCGGGCUUCCGCUAUCUGCGAAUCGCCAGUCGCUCUAAUUCCUGUUGCACAGAGCCAAGCUGCCCAGAGCCCGGCUGCCGGGGGCUUGGAAAGCAAAGAACCAAUCGAGCAAAGAGAGGCAAAAUCAGAAACAAAUAUAUCAUGUGAUGACCUUGCCCCAGAAGAGUCUGAGAACGACUCAUUCGGUCCGGUCACUCCACGAGCGCCGUCUACUCCAAAAAAGCGGAUCAAGUCUCUCAAGCCAACCAAAGCACCGAAGUCUACCAAAUCUCCAAAGCUGCCUAAGCCGACAGUAGCAGUAGGGACGGCAGUCCCUCCAUUCACACCUGUUCGCUCGGCACUGACACAGACGGAAACGAUCGUGAUUGAGGACGAUGACGAAGGCAACAGCAGAAAGAACAGCGCUGCCGUGCCGGGGUCGUUGGAAGAGGCUGAUGAGCUAAACGAGCUCAUGGUGGAGACAGAUCAGGCCUUCCCACUGACUGUCAAGGAAGAGCAUGAACUGUGGCUCCAUGCCUGCCGCUUCUUUGGGCACGACGCCAGAGAUUGUGACCCACAGAACCCUGAACAUCGGCAUCGGGUUGUCGGCUUGAAGCUCACCUUGCGUCCAGACCAGAUGUGGUCCGUGUUCCGAAUGCUGGCGGCAAGCGAGCUGACCGGCUUGCAUGGUACGCUGCUGGCAGAUGGCUUCGGGUUGGGCAAGACGCUGCAGGCCACGGCCGUUGCAGUAGUGGCUGCACUGGUCCACAUGGCGAAGUUGGAGGUGAUGAAGGAAUGGGCGGCUGACGAUGACCGCCAUCCAUUUUGUCGCCGGCACUUGCCGCAGCCGAACAAAGGUCGGCCGCAGACUGAAGGCGCGGAGUGUCCCUCCGGCACAUACAGGCUUGGCUUUGCCUGUCCAUGUGUGAAGCGCCUGCCUACAAAUCGCUUGAUGGAUACUCUUCCGGGGCCUGGAGCACUGUUUAUCGUGCCUCCGAGCCUGCUGGCGCACUGGACAACGAAGUUGGCGGCAGUGCCGUGUCCACUGGUGGUUGUGCCAUCGUCUGUGGCGCUUGCGAACGCGUUCAAGAUCGGCAGCACAAUAGGCCAGAUCCAGCAAGCGCACGAGCGAUACAAUCCCGGGUUUCCACAGGCAGAAAUGCGAGGUAGCAUUUUGAAGACAGACGUGGCGUUUCCCUUCCAGCCAUCGAUGGUGUUCAUUGACGAGGCCCACAAAGUAAAGGGGAAAGACACGCUUCUCUGGAAGACAGUGCGGAAGAUGGUCUGCCGGUCGCAGUAUCCACUAUUCGUGUAUCCCUGCAGCGCUACACCGACACCCAAGGAUCCCAACGACCUAGAGUGCUUCGUGGACAUCCUGGCCAGUCCGUACGGGAGUGGCGAGCUGCGGGCGUCGUUGCUGUCGUCGAUUCCGUCAUGGCUGCAGCGCCGCACUUUGAACCAAAAGAAGCUGGUAGACGCCUUACAGGCCUGGUACGCCCAGAGCCGGUCACUGGUGUCCCAGGUGGAGGCCAUGUCAAGAGAGGCGCAUGAUGAGUCGGCGACCGGACAACUGGUGCAUGAAAAGCGGCGCACUGAUCUUCGGAAGCAGGCGGAGGUAGCUACAACUCGACGUCUGGCGCUGUUCAGGCUGGUAGCUGUGGCUCGGGCGGGCGACCACGAGUUCCUGGGCAAGUUUCCCAUUCAAAAGCUGCCACCGCUGGAAAUUGAGGAGCGAUUGUGUCCAACGGACGAGAGCGUUCGUGAUCUGGUCUCCGAGCUCAGCCGCAAUGUUGCCGGUCAGAUCCGAGAGCAGUACCACGAGUACGUGCUGGCGGCACAGCAGAAGAAGCGACGUCACAAGAGGAAAGACAGCCCGGGUGACAACCGAAUUCUCACGCUGGAGGAGUUUGCGUCUCGAAGAAGCACCGACCGCGGGCCUCAUGCAAUCUUCUACGACCUCCAACUCUGUGCUGUAUUUCCAGCACUCGCCCGAUAUAUGCAGAUGUCGCCACCCCUCGUGGGACGUUACGGUCGAAAGUUUGAGUUCCGGACGCGCGACUUUGAGGGGUUCCAGCAACCGCUGCCAAACGACAGUCAGAGCUGGACCAAUACGCCCUACUGGCCACACAUUGCGAAUUUCUGCGCGUACAGCAGCAAGCUUUACACGUUGUACGGAAUCUUGGACAGUAUGCGGAUCGACACCACACCGCACCGGCUGCUGUCAGGCGCGAAAGUCGUACUGGCCAAGAGUGCAGUGGUGUUCACAUCGCGGCCGUUGGUGGCAUACACAGUGGCACUGGCGCUGCAUCACCACUAUGGCGGGCGGCUGCCGGUGUCGCUGGUGCUGGACACAACGAGCCAGCAAAUGAGGCGUCAGUUGCUAGCCCCGUUUGAGGGUCCUGUGGUGAAAGAGAUGGCCAGCACCGACGAUGCAGGCGUAAGCCGCGUGCUGAUCGCAACCAUUGGGACGUCAGCUGAGGGCCUGGAUCUCACGCGAGCCAGCUAUGCGUUUAUCCUGGAGCCGUACUGGAACCACGACCAGGAGAGGCAGGCGCUUGGUCGGGUGCUGAGAGCAGGUCAGUGCGCGCAAACGCACUUGUACAAGCUUGUAUGUCCCGACAACAUCGCCGAGCGGCUGAUACAAUGUCGACAGAUGGGUCGGCGGGCGGCAACUCAGGGAUGGGACAUGCAGGAGGCACUGGGAUCGUUUUUGCAGGAGAAUUGA